Messenger RNA from Hyla sarda, 3011 nucleotides. RefSeq names its product lysophosphatidylcholine acyltransferase 2 (gene LPCAT2). Gene Ontology annotation, molecular function: 1-acylglycerophosphocholine O-acyltransferase activity; calcium ion binding. Gene Ontology annotation, cellular component: endoplasmic reticulum. The transcript is spliced from 15 exons. The record is from RefSeq and is a predicted model, not a curated record. Lineage: Eukaryota; Metazoa; Chordata; Amphibia; Anura; Hylidae. Bases 142 to 1743 code for a protein of 533 amino acids.
GUUUUGAUAAAUCUCCCCCACUGUGUCUGGUAUCAUACCAGACUCUACCUAUAGCCAAGAGUGGUGCUGUUUUGGAAAACAAAAAGGUAGACCACUUAAAUGGCAUGAGAAAAAUGCUUGGUAUUUAGAUCAAAGGCUGGCAUGAAAGAACAAAAGCGGUCACCAUUACUACCAAGGCAAAAAUCAUUCAUUCCACCACAGAUACCAAACCCUUUCAUCCAUGAAAUCAACUUUACUCCCACUGACAAGAUACGAAUGGUAAUAUGUGGCCUGUUCAUUCUACCAUUCCGGAUUGUUCUUUUUUUAACUGUACUGAUACUAUCCUGGUUAGUAGCAAUUAUUGUCACUAGCUGCAUUCCGAAAGACAACGUGGAACCAAUGAAAGGAUGGAGGAGGAGUAUUGCAAAACAUUUUCUUAGCUACCUUGGACGCCUACUUUACUUUUCUAUGGGAUUUCAUGUCAGGGUCAUUGGAAAACCUGCAAGCUGCUUGGAAGCACCAAUAUGUGUUGUAGCUCCACACUCUUCCUUCUUUGAUGGCAUUGCAGUUAUCGCAUCGGGGAUGCCGUCAACAGUAUCCAGAGUAGAAAAUGUUUCAGUGCCUAUAUUUGGCAGUAUUCUCCGUGCCCUACAGCCUGUAGUAGUAUCCCGAGUUGAUCCUGAUUCUCGGCGAAAUACAAUAAAUGAGAUAACAAAGAGAGCAACAUCAGGAGGCGAAUGGCCCCAGGUUUUAAUAUUUCCUGAAGGAACAUGUACAAAUCGUUCCUGUUUGAUCUCCUUUAAACCAGGUGCAUUUCUUCCCCUGGUGCCUGUUCAGCCUAUUGUUCUUCGAUAUCCCAACACUCUGGAUACAGUCACCUGGACAUGGCAAGGAUACACUGUGGCAAAACUUCUACUUAUGACCGUAUGUCAAGUCUGUACCAAUGUAGAAGUAGAGUUUCUGCCAGUUUAUGUUCCGUCUGAAGAUGAGAAGAAAGAUUAUUUUCUAUAUGCAAACAAUGUUCGGAAUGUCAUGGCACGAUCUCUUGGAAAACCAAUCACAGAUCAUACCUAUGAAGACUGCAGACUAAUGUUAACAGCUCGAGAUCUGACUUUACCCAUGGAGGCUGGCCUUGUAGAGUUCACAAAAAUCAGCAGGAAGUUAAACCUAAAGUGGAAAAAUUUUCAGCAACAGCUAGAAGUGUAUGCAUCUAUUGCCGACUUGUCAAAAGGCGGAAGAAUUGGAAUUGAAGAGUUUGCUACCCAUCUUAAGCUUCCAGUAUCUGAUCUACUAAAAGAGCUAUUUGCAUUAUUUGACAGGGACAGAGAUGGUACCAUAGACUUCAGAGAGUAUGUAAUUGGCAUAGCAAUCCUUUGUAAUCCUGACAAUUCUGAGGAUACUAUCCAAAUGGCAUUUAAGUUAUUUGAUAUUGAUGGAGACGGCAGCAUCACAGAGAAUGAAUUUAGUUCCCUGUUACGAUCUUCACUGGGUGUCCCAGACCUUGAUGUUUCCAAACUUUUCCAGGAUAUGGAUGCUGAUGAAUCAGGAAAGAUCUGUUAUGAGGAGUUCAAAAACUUUUUUCUCAAUCAUCCAGAAUAUGCAAAAUUAUUCACAACUUACCUUGACCACCAGAAAUAUUACUUGCAUGUACUGCAGCAGGAGGAGGAGGAAGAUAAGAUUUUAGAACAAUCCAUAGGUGAAAAUCAAGACAUCAACAGCAGCACAGAGGAAGCUCUUAGCUCAUCAGACAAAAAAGAAGACUGAAUGAAACAAGGAUUUUUAAAAGUUUAGUUCCUAUGUGCAAGUUUGCAUAGGGCUUUUCCAUAGUGUUAUGUUUGGGGACAUUUACUAAGUGCUGCGCCCAUUUUCAGUUAGCUGGAUUUACUAAGAGCUUUAUUAAAUCCAGCAGCUCUGUGCCUAGAGUAAAAAUGUACACCAGCUCGGAGCUGGUGUAGAUUUCUGAAAUUUGUGUUGUCGUACAUAUGGCAUAAAGUUGCAUGUGCAUAGGGCGUGUCUCCUGUGUGCCCCUUAACACGUCGACAUGCAUUCCUCCAGGCUCCUCAAAAGUCAAUUCAAAAUUCAAAAGUCAAAUUUUUGUGCAAAUUUUUUUUUUUUUUUUUGCUAUUUGGAAAAACCUAGGUGAAAUUAGUCAUCUUCACAAGGCUGUUUGAUGUUUCCAUUUCCUGAACCAUUUCAUAAAUGUGGAAAUCCACAAUUCUUUUUCUGAUCUCUUGACUCAUUUCUUUAGAUUUUUUAAGAUAUCAGACAAAUGGUCAUUUAGGCCUUAGUAGGCUAUAAAGGGAAGCGGACAUUCCAUUCUUGCUGCCUGAACCAUGUAGCAUGGUUCUCCCCUGUGGCUUCUACCUGCCUUACAGACCUUUAUUGAUAGAUCUAUCAAUAAUUGCUAGCAGGCCAGGCAGAAACCAACAGAGACCACCUUUGUGAAUAAAUCAUGUAUCAAAUAUUGUCUCAAGUACAUCUACAAUUAACUCAUAUGACGUCAACUAGCAACCAAAAAAUUCUACAACCAUAACAAUAUUUUCUGGAUUUUUCAAAGCCACAGUCAACUUGGUCUAUGCCAACUUCUGACCCAAUGACAUUUUGAAAAAAAGUUAUUUAAAAUUAAAUGUAAACAUAUGCAAUCUUUUGAGGGGAUAGAUAUGAGUUUUAAUGACUUCAGCCUAAGUGUAUGUAAAUGUAUGACUUCAUCUGUAGAUGGAUGGCAUUUCCUUUGAAUGGCUUGAAGGGAAAAUAUGUCACCAAUUCUGAAUUUUUUUUUACAUGAUUCUAAUACAUCUAAAGUUUUAAAUAAACCACUUUGUAUGUGGUCUAAACUAAACAAUGCUUACUAUUUUGUGUCUUCAGCUCUUAUGCAGAUCUAUGGGUCACCAUGGUAACAAGCUACAAACAGACUCCAUAUGGUCUGAUUCUGCAGUAAUACUACAUUGUUCUUUAUGUACUUUAAAGGAAAUCUGUCAUCAGUUAUACCUGCACUAACCUGUCGGUACCGACAGGUAGUGCAGGUGACACUG